Paramecium octaurelia is the source of this 2228-nucleotide messenger RNA. NCBI's taxonomy places the organism in Eukaryota, Ciliophora, Oligohymenophorea, Peniculida, Parameciidae. The record is from the annotation of a GenBank genome assembly.
AUGUUGAAUAUCGACUAGAAUACCAUUUCCAUCAAAGUAUUUCUUGUAAAGCACUUAGGAUCCUACCAAUAAAUAAGCUGAGUGGUAAUAGUACUGUUACGAUAAGAUAUUUCCAUCAACUUCUACUCAAAAAGAGCUUUUCGAUGAGGUGUUCAAUUUUGACUAUUUAAAUAAAAAUGCCUGCAUUCUAUCGUACGGUUAAUCAGGAAGUGGAAAAAGUUAUUCGUUAUUUGGAAAUGUCCAAAACCCAGGGAUAGUUCCAUUAUUUGUAUAAACUAUGUUAGAAAAAAGUCAAGCGGUUGAAGCAUCAUUUCAAGAGAUCUACAUUGAUUAGGUCAAGGAUCUAAAUACUAAUCUUGUAACUGAAGAUUUUACAAGAAGGCAAAUUAUGUUAAUCAAUGAUCUAUGGGAUAUGAUCAAAAUUGUUAGGAAAACAGACAUUAAACGAUAAGUGAGGACACAUGUUAUAAUUACAUUGUAUUUGAACAAGGAUACUAAAAUUUAGUUUGUAGAUUUGGCAGGAUCUGAAAGAGUGGCUAAGAAUAUAACGGAAGGUGAAAAGUAUUAAGAAGCCAUUAUGGUAACAUCAAGUCAUCAGGUUUUGAACAAAUGUUUAAACUUAUUCAAUCAAAAUAAAGUUAUCCCAAAAAGAGAGUCAAAAUUAACUUCAGCCUUGAUUAUUGAAAAUAAUACUCAAGUCAUUUUAAUUGGAACAAUCAAUCCAAGUCAAUCAAAUUAUGAAGAAUGUUUGCUUACAUUACAAUAUCUGGAUAGGACAAAGAAUGUUCAAGUCUAAAUUCGAAAAUAGCAGUCUCCUUUAGGGCUAGAUACUCCUAAUAAUUCACAAUAGGAUAAAGUAAUAAAAAGGUUGUAAGAAGAAAUAUAAGAAUACAAAUAGAAAAUAGAACAACUGAAUUUAGAUAGAAAGAAACGGUUUUUGGAUUUAUAGAAGCUACUUGGUUUAGAUAUCGAUUUAGAAAGACUAUCUGCAAAGAAUGCCAAGGACAUCACUAUAUUUAGGAAUUAAUAGGAAGCAUUGUAGAAGAAUGUUUGUCUUUAAGAAUAAUUGGAACAACAACAUUAUGAAAUUGCUGAAUUGUAAAGAAAGAAUGAAGAAUUGAAAUAAGAUUUCCAUCAAAAACUGGAAAGAUAUCAAUCCUAAUUAUUAGAAUAGAGAGAAAUUAAUAAGAAAUUGAAGGAUUAAAUGAAUAUGACCAAAAUGAGUGGGGAUGAUGCAUUGAGGUAAUUAAAUUCAGAAAGAGAUCAUUUUAUUAAGAAAUUGUAAGAUGAGUCCAAAAAUCUUUUAGAAGAUAAAGUCACUUCAAUCAUUAAUCUCCCUUAAACUGCAUUAACCAAGCUUUCAGAAAAUCAAAAGUUACAAGAUCUAAGAAGACAAGCAAGAAAUGAGGCUGAAAAGGAAUUCAAUAAGUAAUUGGAAUCGAUAAAAAUAGAACAUCAAAAAUGGUUGGAUACCUGUAAAUAAUAGUAUGAGUAUCAUUUAAAUGAAAAAAACAAGGAAAUCGAGAACUUUCUCUCUUCCUUCAAGUAAUAUCGAGAAAGAAAAAAGUAAUUCCUAUUCAUAAAUUGUCUAGAUAAUAAAUCAAUGAAAUUGUCGAUGAACUUCUCGAUCUUUAUGAUAUCGUACAAAAGCAAAACAAAGUCAUUGACAAAAUAGAAACAGGUGGGUAUAGUGGAGGAUUGAAAUCUUUUAGCAUUCCUAAAUAAGAUAAGCCUAAUCUUCCAAAUAAAAUUAAACAUAAAAAGUAAUUGAAUAUUCCUACUUAGUUUAUUUUCAUAUUUGGAUACAAAAAGUGUUUCAGCCACCAUUACUAAAAAAGCUUCGACAAUUGAAAAAACCAUUAAAACUACUACCAAAUAAUUAAAAUAAUCUCAAAGUUAAUUUGCUAUUGAAAUAGACUACAAUCAAAUUGAUUAAAUUAAUUUUACAUCUAUGGAUUUAAGCACUUUAAGAUCAUACGCAAAUAAAUUGAGAGAUCUGGUGAAAGAGCUAUAAGAUUAAAUGAUUGUAGUAUAGGAUAAAUGUAAAUAGUAAAUUGCAUAGAUGCAAAGAGGUAAGUUUAUUGAUUUAUUUUAUAGAACGUGAUGAAGCUAUUCAAAGGUACAAUAUCGAAAAUAGAAGAUACAAUUAAAAUAGAGUUGUGAUCGAAUCCCAAAACAGGAUAUUAUAAAAAAUAAGACCUAUCAGUUCAAUUCAAAGAAAAUCAUGA